Molecule: messenger RNA, 5055 nt
Organism: Limulus polyphemus (Atlantic horseshoe crab)
Lineage: Eukaryota; Metazoa; Arthropoda; Merostomata; Xiphosura; Limulidae
Exons: 4
Coding region: 1125-2777 (550 amino acids)
Source: RefSeq, a predicted model, not a curated record
UUCGCAUGUGUUUGUGAUGGUGGUUGGUUAUUGGUUCAGUUUCUGAGACUGUAAGUUCAUAGUAGUUUUCUCAGAAUCACUCCAAUGCAUGUGAAGUUAAGAUUAAAAUGAACAGUCAUUACAACCUAUAAAUUGUUCUCUAUCACAAUUAACAUGUUCAGAGAAAUUUGUUGUGAAGAAAUAAAUAGUAAAUCAGUGACCAAUCUCGGGAACUAUUUAGACUGCAACUUACUUGACAAUGACAGGUCUGAUCAUUCUCCCAUCAUCAACAGUGACAACCAGCUGAAGAAGACUUUCUUUGGAUAAGAUAUCAUUGUGUUCAUUCAGUCAUUUGUGGUCAUAGGAAAACAUUUUUCACUGUUAACUAUGUUUUUUGUGUAAAAUUUGGUUAAAUAUCAUCAGGAAAACUACUAAGUUAAGUAUUAUCUUAUAAGUUACAAUAAGUUUGCCAACAGUUGUGUGCUGUAGGAUCUAGAUUUAUACGUUUUAAAACAUACUUAAUUGUAAUUAUGUUAUUCACCACAGCCAUUUUAUUUUUUACAAUUUUUACCGCUCUAGUUGUUGUGAUAUUAUAUUAAAAUAAAUGAUUAUGAUUAUUAGUUCUAUAGCAUGGAUUUGGCUUUAAGUUUAAAACAAUCAUUUGAGUUGAAAAAGGGUAGAAUAUUCAUUAGUUUGUCUUUUAAGAAAUGUGAAUUACAUUUUUAUUGUGUGAUAAGUAGUAAUUAACAGAUUAAAAUAUGUAGACCAAAGUUCAAUUAUUGUUUUUCAAUAUAUUUAUACAUUUACCUAAUUAAAUUAUUGAAGAUAUUUACAUGUUUAUUGAAACACAUGUAGCUAUUAUUUAUUGGUCUUCAAGAUGGGCAAAUCAUAAUCAUUUUAGAGGCUACUUUGUUAAAUGUUUCAGGUUUAAUUCAUAAGAAUACAAUAUGGGCUAAAAGCCACAGAUACAAACAUGUAUUACUUUUAGGCCUAUGCAUUUUUAAAACAUGAUAUAUUUCAUAUACUAGUUGUUAAUUGGUCAUACUGCAGGAUAGUUGACUUAAUUAAUUAAUUACAGAGAUAGUUCUAUUUCAUUGUCUCUAUACUUGAGUUUAUCAUUUACAUCUUUUGCUUGUGGAAUAUGCAUGAUAAAUAAAGGACAGAGAAAGCAUAAAACUAAUCAGAUGAAAAUGGCUGGAGGAAAUCCUGUUGGCAGAGCAUGUCAGAAUAAUGAUACUUUAGCUCAUAUAAACACACAUCAAAAUCACUGGCAUGUUGGAGGUUUUCAACUCAAUGAAACCUUUUCUUGUGACGGUAACAGAAUGUGCCUGCGUAGGACACAACGGUGCUUACCUGCAAAUGCUGCUUCAGCAGUUUACACUGAACAACAUAACCUAGUGGAAACUCCUUCAGACUCGGUUUUACCAAGAUCUCGCAGUAUCAAUUACCCUCCACCGUACACAUCUGUGGUCACAACAGCAGGAAGGCGUCUUCCACCCCCUUCAUACCCUCCACCUCCACCUCCUGAUUUACAUAGUAUCCCCAGUAGUAGGUGUGAUCCUCCUCCUCUUCCUCAUCGCUCAAGAUCUCCUUCUCGAAGAUUGGCAUGCAAUAGACGCAAUAGUACAUUUAGACAUUUUCAUAGAAGAGGAAGGACUAGAUUAAAUGGAAGAAUGGGAACUUUUACUGCUCCUGCUGCAUCAGAAACUGAGGAACCUAAACACUGCUGUGGUGUGAUGGUGACACAAACUGUCAGUAUAAGGUGGUUUAUUGUGAUGAUUGCUUUUGUCGGACUUUGUUGUGCCAUAGUCGGAACAGUUCUAGGAGCUCUAAAAGCUACAGGAAGGGAACAUCUGACUGUUUCUUUGCUUAUGAUUGGUGUUGGCAUUGUCUUGAUAACUGUCAGUGGAGCAGCAUGGAAACUGACAUCACAUGAUGCUCCAUCUUGUCGUAUGAUGUUUGGAAUACAGUCUGAAAACCCUGAACCCAACCGGAGGUUUGUCCCUCGGAUACGUCCAAACGGUCGUCCACAGCACCCAUAUGGCGCCAUGAUGUAUCCAGAAUUUCAGUACCGGCCUCCUCCUCCCUCCUACCAAGCAUCUAUGCAGGAGUAUCGAUUGCGAUUGUUGCUACUUGAUCGACCAUCAGGAGUGAACUCUUCAGCCCUGUCGCCCAUCUCACCCCCACCCCCUACAUAUCGAUCAUAUCCAGUUAGCACAUUACAAAGAAUUCCUCACCAUUUCCUGGAACAAGAGUACAGUCAGCCUCCAAGUUACAGGUCUCGGGCAAGUUCUGCCCAGAUUUAUUCAGACAUGCUUGAACCAAGGCAUCUCACUACUCAUCGAGAGAAUGGUAAUGGUGGAGCUCCUAGUCAUCACAGCCAGGCUGACAGCUGUAAUCGAUCAUUUACGCUUAGCUUUCUGUCUCAUGAAUCUCUCUUUCCUGACACAAGCCGCCCCCGUCCUCUUCAUCCUCCUCAGGCUAAUCAGCCGGUAACAUUUACUAGUCCCAGUGAGGAGAGUCGAAACUCUGUGAUUGGUGAGCUCACCGAUGAUAGUCCAGUGGCUCCUGCUCUGCCCCCUAGAAUGUCGAGGUCUCUUCGUGUGCGAAAUGAACAAAGUUUACGAGGUGCUUGGAAGAACAAUGGUGCAGGGACCAAUGUGCAGAAUAAUCCAGGUAUUGUAAACCAUGGUGCUGUGAUAGUGUCUGUUAAUGAGCCAAACACUAACCAUACUAUGGUGCCAUCCGGUGACAAUUUUGGGGGAUUAUGCGAGAUCCCAGAACGUUCACUUGUUUGAGCAAAAUGCUAUCAGCAGCCAGUAUCUGUUGCUUUUCAGAUUUGGUGCAGGAAACUUUCCAUACUAAAAAUAGUUUGGAAUUAUAUAAUUAUUCUAGUAUCGGUUUUAGUUACCAAAGUAACAAUUAAUUUCUUCUACUUGUGUGUUCAAUAAAGCAUAUCACAUUUUUGUUGUCAUGAACAGUAUUUAUCUUCCCUUUUUUAUAUAACUGCAACAUUUAUUAGAUGUAAGAAUAGCUUUAAUAUUACUUUAUCCACCAUUAUAAUAUACACAGUGGCUCACUAUUGUGCUGCAUCCUGUGAAAGGAAACAGUCGGGGCAGUAAACUCGUGUGUGCACAAAAAUAGCCAAAAUUAAAUAGUGUAAGCAUUGCUAUUAACAUUCUUAGUGAAGUUGCCAAAAGAAAGAAUAGCCAAUCACUGUUUCAGACUUGCUACAUACAAAUAUCUCUGAAAUGGUUUGAUUAGCUGCUAUUUUUUGUUCGUAGUGACAUACGAUUUCUACUGAAUGGUAUUUUAAAUAAAAGUAUCAAAAAGCGUGAGUAUAAAUUUUCAAAAAUUAACAAUCAGAAUAUUUUCUGUAGAGUGUGCUUUACCCGAUCUCAGAAUUUAGUAGUUACAGUAUUCGAUUCACUAGCUUGAACUUCAAGAAAUAAGAAGGUAUGUUCUGUAGAAAUAUUGGCAAUGUGAUUUGCCAGAUGUGUGCUUUAUUGAAUGGUUAAGGUACACUACAUAAACUUAAAUAUACCAUCGUAAGAAAGCUUUAUAAAGUUACUAACUGAAUAGUUUCUGUUGAAAAAGAGUUUAUUUAAUACCUUGUGCGCAUUUUCUGAAAUAUUCCACGAUAGCAUACUAAACAGUCAGUCUUGUUUAUUUUCAUAUACCUAUAUAUACACACACACACACACACUUUCGUAGGUAAAAAUUAUCUGAUUCAUUUUGCAGGAAAGAAAGCUCACAUUAUUUUUCAACAUAAAUAGUUAAAAUAUCAAUUGACUUGCAUAUGAUUUUUGAGUGAGUGAUGAUAUGUAUAUAACCUUACUUAAUAGAUAUUUUUUUCUCUCUUAUUACUUGUAAAUAUUGAACAUAAUAUAAAUUUUUCAAGUCUUUUUACUAAUGUAACUAUCAUUUUCACUUAUAUAGUAUUGAAAAGGCAGUGGUACCUGAGUUGAUGAAGUCUGAGGACUUUCUAAGCUAGGAUUUUUUGCAAACAUGUAAAUAAAUUAAAUGUGAACUGUACAUUUUGAUGAAAAGUAAUUAUAAAUCACAUUUGUUAAGUACAGUGUUUACCAGCCAAUUCAUCCUUUGCUAGUUAAUAAAAGAUUGCUUUGUUUGUUUGGUGUGAAGAUUCGCUUGUACAGACAACAGUCACUCAUUAUUACAAACACUACAAUAGUGUAAACAUGUAUUUUUAAGUUAUUGCUUAGAAUGAAAUGUAUAUAUAUAUAUAUAUAUAUACAUUUUUCUGUAUAUAGUGUGAAUCUGGAUUAUGCAGGUGUGAAUUAUAUCUUUAUGAAUUAGAGCAGAAAUGUAAUAAUUCAUAAUGUGCAUCAAAGUAAAACUUCAGCAGUGUGUCAGCUUGUGUAAUGAAUAAAAAUCUUGGAUAUAUGUUUACCGCAAUGUGAAUUAAGGAAGUUGGGUUGCAGGCAUGAAAUGAGUAACUGUCUUAAGGAUAAUAACCAGUUUAUUAAAUCAUUGUGAUUGGUGAUUCAUUGAAUUUAAUGCAGCUUUCUUUUUUCAUAAGUACAAAAAUAUUUAUGGAGCAUAAACUACAACACACUAAUAUAGAAAUUAAAAUGAGCAGUUGUUAUGUGUAUUUUGCGUUGUUAUAUUUUUUUCCCAACUGAUUAUCUGUGUAUAUAUUGUUAUUGUUUUCUUAGGGCACAGCCUAUAUUUUUUUAACUUUUUCUUGUUUCGAAAGAUUGGUUCAAAACUAUAUGCACAUUACACACUGUAGAAAUUGACAUAUUUAAUAUUUAAAAACAUUUAUAUUUGAGUAUCUAUUAAUACCUAACCUGUUCAUCCAACACUGGGAAUUAAUCGGUGUCUGCAAUUUUGUUUCUCUGUUUGUGAAAAAAGUGUGGAUGUGGUGAACUUUAAAAGUUGAAAGAACUGAUGGUGAAACAGUCUACAUGAUGAUACACUGUAGUAUUUAUAUAAAUGUAUUUUUACAUUGUUGUAUUUAGUUGCAUUGUUACAAUUACUUUGUUUUCUUUUUUGUGAAGUUAUUGUACCUCAUGUAGCACAUUGGUGCAGGAAUAAAUACUCAUUUUUUUCUGA